This is a messenger RNA of Zophobas morio, 1992 nucleotides long. RefSeq lists its product as uncharacterized. Gene Ontology annotation, cellular component: nucleus. NCBI's taxonomy places the organism in Eukaryota, Metazoa, Arthropoda, Insecta, Coleoptera, Tenebrionidae. The record is from RefSeq and is a predicted model, not a curated record. Bases 1057 to 1854 code for a protein of 265 amino acids. The transcript is spliced from 3 exons.
UACAAGUAAAUAUGGUAUGGACAUCCCAUGAACCAAAACUCGUCUUCUUCUGCGCAACGUUAUCUGACGUCAUGUGGAAUGAAUGACCUUCCACUUCUGUGUUGACAUCUGAUGUCAAAUAUCAAUUUUAAGGGUUAUGAGGCAGUUAUGAGUUUUUGUGGUUAUGAGGGUUAUUGUUUAUUGUUACCAAACUGAUGCGUAAAAACAAAUUGGUGGUUUGCUAGCGACCUAGCGUUGUUAAAAAAAUAGCGGGGAUGAUAGCAAAUAAUAAGAAAAUAUCUGUGUCCUUGUUAUGCUCCGUCUUUUCGACAGCAGGUAUUUUUUGCUUCCAGUAUGGCGAUCCUGUUACUGUCAUUUGGCCGUCAAUUGCCUUGGUGGUAACACGUCUUCCACGACUGUUUGCUGGUUACCGGUGACACUUUCUCGUUGAAUAGGGCUGGAAUUACUUUGGGACUGGAAUAGUGUUCUUUCCGGUCCGUUAACUCAAUAAUUCUAGUACAGUCUGUCGUAACCUCAAAUCGUAAACACAUCAACCUUUCGUUGACAGAUAGCGAAAAUUACUAGCCUCGCGCUAUCUUUGUUUAACACAUAGGUUAGGUUCCUCUCUGUCGAAUUCCGACCACAGGCAGUUUGCCGUACUUUCUAAAAGUAAUAGUAGAUCUAGUGACUUUAGUUGGGCUCGGUAAAUAUUUCAAUUUCCCGCCUGAAUACAGCCAGGUGACGUCAGCAAACCUGCGUAUGUCCAUACCAUAUUUACUUGUAUCAUGCAUACAGCCUACCCCUUGCGGUCAACGUACUUGGGACCAGUUCUCUGACCGGGGACCUACUGUGUAUGAUUUUCUAUGGCUACAAUGUUGGGGCAAUUUUUGCUGCCUCAGAGCUACGGCGGAACUAUAGCCACCACAUUGUAGCCCUUAGCAACGAUCAUGAAGGAACGAAUAUAAUUCAUUCGUCCAUGGCAACGACAUAUGUCAUUGGUCAUUCUGUUGUAAACAUAACCUCCAUCUUCCAUCGCAACAGUGCCGGUUGUUUCCUUACGUUUUUCAACGAAUUUCCAUGGCAAAUAAGUCCAACAAAACCCGAUCGAAAAACUUUACAACCACCGAAGUUUCGAUUUUGGUGGACGAAGUCACAAAAAAACGUGAUGUAUUAUGGGGACCUCUGAAGGGGCCCAAAUUAACGCAGUUUCAUCGCGAUAGGGCGUGGAAGAGUGUAGUGGAAAGCGUUAAUGCUGUAGCUCCGGUGGUUCGGUCACUGGAGGAGAUCCGGAGAAAAAUUCGUGACCUAAAGUUUCGAACGAAACAAAAGGCGGAUGCCUUUAAACGUGUAGCAAAAGAGAUAGAUGGGGACGAAAAUGAUGUUCCUUUAUUGAGUGAACUGGACCGGAAAGUUAUUGCAUUUAUCGACACAGAAAACGUAGAGGAGAUUCAAGGAGGCAAUGAUACUUCCAGGGAACAAGAAUCGUUAUCUUCCCCUUCUUCGCCGAAUGUUCUCAGCAUAUCUGCAUUAUCCCCACUACCACUACCACCCAUAUCUCCAGUAGAAGAACCUACCGCUAAAAUUAAAAAAAAAAGUAGCAGAGCCCUCGCAGCUGAGCACAUGCUCAGCACAACGCUAUUACAGGAAGAGCAUACCCUGGCAGUACAGGAGCAAAAUGCGCUGUUGUGGAAACAGAAUCUUGCCCUCAGAGAUCAAAAUGACUUAUUACGUGAAAUGCUCAGUGAGUGCAGAGGUUUUAGAAAAGAUAUUGUUCGUGAAAUUAGAGAUUUUAAAGAACAAAUGGUGAGUGUAUUGCGACGAAGGAGUCUGGACAGUGAAGAAAAAAAUUGUUUUAAAAAAAGAAGGAUUAGUUAAGUGUUGUUUUUUUUUUUAAUUUGAAUUAUUGUGUUAUUUUUUUAGGUUAGUCGUUGUUUGUGUUUAAUUUUAAAAAAUAUUUUCUAUUUUUUCUUAUGUGUACUUGUUUGUUUUUGAAUUAAAAUUUUAAUUCCGCAA